Messenger RNA from Kickxella alabastrina, 1170 nucleotides. RefSeq names its product domain found in IF2B/IF5-domain-containing protein. The transcript has a single exon. The coding region runs from base 1 to 1170 and encodes 389 amino acids. Gene Ontology annotation, cellular component: cytosol. The record is from RefSeq and is a predicted model, not a curated record. Gene Ontology annotation, biological process: formation of translation preinitiation complex; formation of cytoplasmic translation initiation complex; translational initiation. NCBI's taxonomy places the organism in Eukaryota, Fungi, Kickxellomycota, Kickxellomycetes, Kickxellales, Kickxellaceae. Gene Ontology annotation, molecular function: translation initiation factor activity; GDP-dissociation inhibitor activity; eukaryotic initiation factor eIF2 binding.
AUGUCUGGGCAAAUCAACAUCCGGCGCGAUACAACCGACCAGUUCUACCGCUACAAGAUGCCCCGGCUGCAGGGCAAGGUCGAGGGCAAGGGGAACGGCAUCAAGACUGUGCUUCCCAACAUCAUCGACGUCUCGCGCGCGCUCAGCCGCCCGCCGGCGUACGCCACCAAGUUCUUUGGCAGCGAGCUCGGCGCGCAGGUCAACAUCGACGACAAGAACGAAAAGUACAUUGUCAACGGCAUGCAUGAGGUGCCCAAGCUGCAGGAUCUCCUCUUCACCUUCAUCGACAAGUACGUGCUGUGCGGCAACUGCAAGAACCCCGAGACUGAUCUGAUCAUCACCAGGGAGCACAGCAUCAUCCGCCGGUGCAUGGCUUGCGGCCAGUGCACCGACGUCGACAUGCGCCACAGGCUGUCCACGUACAUCAUCAAGAACCCGCCGCCCAAGGAGAAGAAGGGAGGCCAGCACGCGUCGGCCACAACCAACGGCAACCCUGCGCAGGAUGGCGGCAGCAGCGAGGCCAACAGCGGCGACGACAAGGACUUUGAGCUGCUAGCCGGCGACGCCGCCAACCUGAAGCUCGACGACGACGACGACUGGGACAUCCAGCUCGACAUGUCCGAAGAGGCCGUCGCCGAGCGCCAGCGCGUGCUCUCCGGCGGGAUCAAGCUGAGCGCCGGCGGUGAAGAUGAGGAGGCCGACCCGUAUGACCUGCUGGGCGACUUUAUCAAGGCCAACAAGGACGCCUCGGACCGCGAGAUCUUCGAGAAGGCCCAGCAGCUGGACCUCGACAAGAAGCACCGCGCGCUGGUUGUCGUCAUCAUGUGCCUGUUCGACGAGCCGGCGUCGGUUGUUAAGAACGUGGCCAAGCGCGACAAGAUCCUGAUGGCGUUCGGCGACAGCGACAAGCACCAGCGCGCCAUCAUCGGCGGCUUCGAGCGCGUCAUCGAGGCCAACAUGGACAAGCUGCUGCCCAAGGCGCCGGCCAUCUUCAAGGCGCUGUUUGACGAGGAGGUUGUCGAGGAGGACGCGUUCCUCGAGUGGGGCAAGAAGCCGUCCAAGAAGUACGUCGACAAGGAAGCCGCCAAGCAGAUCCACAGGGCCGCCCAGCCCUUUAUCACGUGGCUCGAGGAGGCCGACGAGGAGGACUCUGACGAGGACUCUGCGUAG